GGAGAGACCAUGUCCGCCGUCAUAGGCAAACUGUACUCACCUCUACUCUCAUUUAAUACUAAUUCUCCAUGAAAUAACAGUAACGCGGGGCCUCCAGGAUGGCCAACUCGGGUGCUGUUCAGGUGAAACUAGAACUUGGUCAUCGUGCCCAGAUCAGAAAGAAACCCACUGUGGAAGGCUUCACCCAUGACUGGAUGGUGUUUGUCCGAGGACCAGAGCACAGCAACAUUCAGCACUUUGUGGAGAAAGUAGUUUUUCACCUGCACGAAAGCUUCCCUAAACCAAAAAGAGUUAUCAAGGAUCCCCCGUACAAAGUGGAGGAGUCUGGAUACGCAGGCUUCAUCUUGCCUAUUGAAGUUUACUUCAAAAAUAAGGAAGAACCGAAGAAAGUUCGCUUUGAUUACGACCUGUUCCUGCACCUGGACGGCCACCCACCUGUCAAUCAUCUACGCUGCGAGAAGCUCACCUUCAACAACCCAACAGAGGAGUUUCGUAAAAAGCUACUGAAAGCCGGAGGGCAACGGGAUCCUAACAAACGAAGUUCAGAAGACCCAAAAGUGAUGGUAAUGCAGGAGGGCUCCACUUCCCUGUUUGGCCAGCAUCUGAAGCUGCCUACACUUCCUAACAGCUCGCUGACAUCCACCUUCUCUGACCAAAAGAAGAGCAAAAGCUUCCACGGGUCAAAGGAUGACUCCAAAGGAAGUAGCACCACCCUUCUCACCACCGCUACAACAGCCAGCACCAACAACAUCAGCUUCUCCAAACUCCACAAACCCUCCAAGGACCACAAAGACAAGCCUCCAAAAGACUUGAAAGAGCCCAAAAGUGCCUUCAGAGACUCUGGCUGGGAACCCAGCAAAGUCCCCAAAGAACCUUCCAGGAAACCCAAAGAGAACCAGCCACUUAGAGAUAUAAAUCCUAAAAUGGGCUUCAAGGAACCGAAGUCUUUGUCCAAGGAGCAUCGGACUGAGGGGAUGACCCACGAGUCAGGGCUAAACAAGCGUCUGUCCACCCCUGACGGCGACGAUCACGUGACCAAAAAACGUAAAAAGGGAUUUGUGGAUCCAUCAGGGAAGCAUACGUCAGGGUCACACGCUCAACAUUUGGAUAAGAAACUCUUGAAGGAUAGAUCCCAGAUGCGAGCGAAUAAACUGCGACCAGAAGUUGAUGAGGCAGAGCGCAGGAAGGUGUUGACACUUCCACCAUUCCAGGUGGACCCCAAUGAGUCUGAUAUGGAGGACCAGUCCACCAAAUCAGAUUCCGAACAGCCCAGUCCAGCCAGUUCCAGCUCCAGUUCCGGCUUUGCUCCAACACACCACAAACGACAAGUGGUGGACUUCAUCAUCAGGAAAAGGGUGGCUAUUCCUGCCACCACCCACACAGUGCUGGGCCCGUUGCAGUCAGUCAUGCAGGAUCUGCACUCCGAUGACAACGAUGAAGAUUCAGAGGACGACGACGACAAUGACAUGGACUCUGACAUGGAGCGACCAGCACACACACAUCUCACACACCACCAACGCAGGGUCAGUUUGAGUGAUGGCAGUGAGAGUGACAGCUCCUCACCCUCGCCACCAUCCCGCAAUGAAGCCCCGCCCUUACUAAAGACUACUAAUAACCAGAUACUGGAAGUGAAGAGUCCCACCAAGCAGAGCAAGCAGGACAAGAACAAAAUCAUAGAUUGUGACAAGGCUUACCUGGAUGAGCUGGUGGAACUUCACAAAAGACUGAUGACACUAAGAGAAGGUCAUAUACUGCAACAGAUUGUCAACCUCAUUGAGGAGACCGGACACUUCCACAUCACAAACACUACUUUUGACUUCGACCUUUGCUCCUUGGACAGAAGUACAGUAAGAAAACUCCAGAGUUACCUGGAAACCUCCGGACUGUCCUGAGGCUCUGAGCAGCUGGCUGCUGGAUCUCUGUCUCCACGUAGACUUUAGAUUUUCUUCUCGAAUAAACUCCAACUUUGGAUGCAAUGCAAAAAGCCCCACCGUGGCUGGAUCCAGUUGCUGUGUGUCCAGCCUGCUGGUUGGACUGGGCUCUCUGUAGAGGCGGUCCCAGAUACCAGAGCCAGGUGUUGUGGGGAUGAGCCCUGUGGAUCAGGAGAUCACCCAGAAAGCCUUGAAAAUUUCACUUGAUUUCUAAAAACAAAAUAAGUGGGAAGUGGUGACCUUGUUGCUCUUAACGAAUGUGCAUAUUGUUACCAUGUAUGUUCCUUGAUGUGUUGUUCAUUGUGACAAAUGCAUGGUCAACAUUGCCUUACAACAUUGUAAGUCUUAUUUAUUGAAAUGCGUGUGUGUGUGUGUGUGUGUGUGUGUGUGUGUGUGUGUGUGUGUGUGUGUGUGUGUGUGUGUGUGUGUAUGAAAUUGCAAAAAGGAAAAAAAAAACAGCAGAAUGAGACUUUGUUGAAGCACUUCACAACAGGCAUUACUGAGGACACUUGAUUUGUCGCUGACUUGAAUUGAAAUUGAAUGUCAUAUUGAAUAAUUAUAAUGGGAACAAAAAACUGCCACAAGGUGAAGGUGACGCUGAUCAAUUUAUAUUACAAUCCAUAAAAGAACAGCCUUGCAGAAGAACUCGUAAAACUUGUGAGAAGAAUACAAACCAAAAAUAAUUGUCCAUUUUCAAAGCCUUCAGUUCAAUUCUUGGCGACUACUUUUUGGCCUUUAUGUGUAGAAUUCUAUUUUUUAUGCAAAAACCUUUUAUAGGGAUUAUUAUGACAUCAACAACCUAAAUAUGGUGGCUUUAAAUCCCCACAAAAGCUCUUGUUAAAAGAUUUAUUUCUAUUAUUGAAUUUAUUUUUAACACGGCUUGCAAACUCAUUAGACUAAUGCGUACAUCAGUAUUCCCCAUUCACAAAAACUUUACAUGACAUUGUGUGAUUGAUUGGCUUUCCAGCUGUGAGGAUUGGAGCACAGCACCACAUCAUUUGGCAGUUUUUCCCCCCAUAUUUUGACACUGUAUAAAGUAAGACUUGAGUGACUGCUGGAGUGAGCUGAGCACAAAUCACUUAAGGUGGAAGUUCUCAUGAUGGAAUCAAAAAUAAUUUUUUUUACCAAAUCUAGGAAUAAUGUGCUGCCGACCUGCUCAUCAGCUGCAACGUAAAGAAAGCUUUGUUGUGUUGGCUCAUUUUCUGCUACAGGGCCAAUGGAACAUGCCAAAAGCAUAGUUAAUAGAACCAGCUGGUUUAGGAUACUACUAAUGUUUGUCUACAGAAUAUGAUUGAAGGGAAAUCAUUAACUCUUUGCCAUCUGGGGAAAUGGAUUUGUAGAACAGACCAAGCCCUGUAAGAGGAAAGGAAGAACAAACUCCCUUUAUGAGGACAGAAACGAGAGUCGGCUCCAGUGUUCUGCAUUUCUGAAAUGUGUGAAAUAUUUUGGGUAGAUUUAACAAAAGAGAAAGCCAAUGGGAAUUUUGGCUGACAGGUACUGUUACGGGUGUAAGAGAAAAAAAAAUAUCUUUUAUUUAUUUCGUGGAUGUUUGAGUUAUUAAAUCAAAGCUCGGCAUUAAUUUUCCAAGGAGAAUGCCUUUUGUUUGAUAUGUAACGGAGGACACUUUCUUUGCCAGUCUGAUAAACUAAAGUUCAGGAUGGUAAACAGACUUUUCCAAAUGACCUUUUUAAAGGGUUUUCUUACCCUGUGUUCUGUCUUAUGGUUUCUUGUGUAUUUUGAGGACAUACAAUAAAUAUUCUGUAUGAUGUACAGAUGGUUUAUUAAGUCA
Molecule: messenger RNA, 3720 nt
Organism: Cottoperca gobio
Lineage: Eukaryota; Metazoa; Chordata; Actinopteri; Perciformes; Bovichtidae
Gene: mllt3
Product: MLLT3 super elongation complex subunit
Exons: 14
Coding region: 99-1892 (597 amino acids)
Biological process (GO): positive regulation of DNA-templated transcription
Cellular component (GO): transcription elongation factor complex
Molecular function (GO): chromatin binding
Source: RefSeq, a predicted model, not a curated record